Oppiella nova is the source of this 1455-nucleotide messenger RNA. The record is from the annotation of a GenBank genome assembly. NCBI's taxonomy places the organism in Eukaryota, Metazoa, Arthropoda, Arachnida, Sarcoptiformes, Oppiidae.
AACGACAACAAAGUUGCCAACAAUCUUGACGACCAAGUGGUCAGACAUCAGGUCAAGUACUUGGGUCUCAUCGAGAAUUUAAGGGUCAGGAGAGCCGGCUUCGCGUACCGGCGCCCGUACGAGGCGUUCCUUCAUCGCUAUAAGAGCCUAUGCCCGCAGACUUGGCCCCACUUUAACGGAAGCGCCAAAGAAGGCGUUCAGGUAUUAGUGAAUUACUUGGGCUUCGAAUCGGAUGACUACCGGAUGGGAGAAACAAAACUAUUCAUACGAUUGCCACGAACUCUAUUCGAUACGGAGGACGCAUUCCAGCAGAAGAAACACGAUUUGGCGGCAAUUAUUCAAUGUCGGGUCAAAGGGAGACAACAGAGAAAGAGGUACUUAGAGAUGAGAAGCGCCGUUACCCUCAUUGCUAGCUAUUGGCGCCGAUUCCUCGCCAUUAAACUGUUGGCCAAACGACGAGUGGCCGCCCAUAUGAUCCGGACAUUCAUUAAGGGGUUUAUCACUCGUAAUGAACCCGAAAAUGAUUGCAACCGAGCGUUUGUGAAGAAUGUAAGGGCGGAAUGGCUCAAAAGACUGGCCAAACAAUUGCCAAAAAAUGUUCUGGAUAAAUCGUGGCUCAUAUCACCGAAAUGUUGCCAAGAAGCGUCGGAAUUACUAAAACCAGUGCACCAGAGAUGCCUCGUCAGGAAAUACGUGCGAAGUAUUAAUCCCGAGAGGAAGCGACUGAUGGACGAGAAAGUUGUGGCGGAAAAGCUGUUCCGCAAUAAGAAAGCCAGUUAUGGCGCGAGUCUUCCCAAUAUGUUUAAAGAGAAUCGACUGAAUAAUGAAUUGGAAACACUUCGCAGGAGUAUAUUCGAGACUAAGUUUAAAAGAGGUGAUGAAAAGACUAUUUAUUGCCUACAAGUUGUCAAAUAUGAUCGACACGGAUAUAAACAGAGACCCAGAAUAUUAUUGCUGACAAAUAGUGCCAUUUAUUUGCUCAAUGAGAAAGACAUGAAACCCAAACACCGGUUGCCUUAUAAGAGCAUCAGUGAAGUGACGACCAGUGCUCUAAGCGAUGGACUUCUUGUUAUCAAAAUCCCUUCGGAUCUAAAACAAGACAAAGGCGAUUUGAUUCUGGACUGUAAGGCGCACCUGAUUGAAGUGGUCACCAAAAUCAUGAUAAUGAUUAAAGACAACGACUACGAUAAGCUUAAUAUUGUGGGCACCGGAAGUAUAAGCCAUGCGUGUAUCGAUGGGAAAGUGGGUCAAAUAUCGUUCACCCAGGGACAUUUUAAUGGUAUACUCAAGCGAAAGGAUGGCAUAUUAGAAGUGGUCAGUAACAUCGGUUUCCGCGUAAGAGAGAAGCGUUGAGAAGUAUUUCUAGUCUGAAGAGUAUAUGGAGAAGAAAAGAUUGGCCACACAUUUGUGCCAAACAAUUGCCACUAAUUUCUUAUUUUAAUUACAAAGACUGAG